AUGAAUUAAAAACCUAAAAGUAUAUGGGAAUCCUUAGACGAAGAUUUACCAGAAUUAGAUGAUUUUGAAGAUGAAAUAGAAGUUUAUUAAAACUAAAAAGAAUUCAAUAAUUUAUAACAAUUCUCAAUAGAAGAAUAAUCAUAGAAAUAAUAAAAACUUUAAGAUGUUAGAUGGGAAGAUAUCAAUAAUUAUGAAUAUAUUGAUAAUCAACUAUCAGAUAUUUAAGAAGCACCAGAUGAAAGUCUUGCAUCAUAAAUUAAAGACAAUAAUACAUAAAAUGAAGUUUUUAAUUUAGAUUAUGAAAUUCCUGUCUUAAUGUUAGAUGAUAAUAGUCAAAUAAGUGAGGGAACAAAAAUUAAGUUAGCUGGUUUUAAGAAUUAUAUUAAAUCAAAGGAAAAAGAGAAAAAAUUAGUAGAAUAAGAAUUUUAAAGAAUUGUAUAAUAAAAAACUUAAGAAUUGAUUCAACAAUCAAAAAAAGAGGAAUUAAUGAAAAAAAUAUAAAAAGAAAGCAUUCCCUCUAAAUUAUAAUAAAAAAUUUAAUCAAUACUUUAAAUAACUGAAAUAGAAGUCAAUCCAAAACAAAUUAAUUAUUAACCAAUUAUUUCUAAUGAUACAUAAUAAAAUAAAAAGAAAUAAUAUGAAAAUGAAUAAGUUGUAAAAUUGAAAGAUGAAAUCUUGAGUCUCAAAACAUUAUUAAAUGAAUAUAAAAUUCGAUAUAAUCAAGAUUAAGAUUUAAUUAAAACUCUUCGUGUAACUAUUCAAAAAGGAGAUGUUAAUUAAUCAAGAGCAAGUUGUUCAACAAAAGCAAGCAAAACUGAUGAUUUAAUUAAUGAAAAUGAAUAAUUAAAAUAAGACAUUAUUACAUUAAAAUAAAAACAUUAAAAAGAUGUAGAAUCAUUGAAAUAAUAAUUAUCAAGAGUAUAAAAAAUUUAAGCUGGGUGUUAAUUAAAAUAAUAAAAAGAAUAAGUAAUACCAGAUAAGGCUAAAGAAGAAAUUACUAAAUUAUAAGCAGAAAAAGCAUAGUAAGCUUCAGAUUUUAGAAACAAAUUAAAUGAAGCAACAUUAAAAAUUUAAUAGAAAGAUGAAGAAUUAGAAGAACUAAGAAGAUAAAUUAAGAAUUUGUAAGAAUAAAAAGAAAAACCAGAUAGUUAAUAAAUAAUUAUUGAAAAUUUAAAAUAGAAAAUAUAAAACCUAAAUUAAACUAUUGAUUAAACUAAAGAAAAGUACCAAUUUGAUAAUUAAAUAAAAUUACUAUUUCCAAAUUAAUAAGAAAAAGUUUUAUCUGUGUUAAAUAUAUUUUUAAUAUUAGAAAACAAAAGAAAUAUUAUGAAAUAUUUUUAAUCAAAAUUAAACUUUGUAUUUUCAUCUGUGUAUAUAAAAAUAUACAAUGCAUACAAAUGGUUUAAAUAAAUGAUUAAAUUUAAAUGGACAAAAUAAAUUGUUCAUCAUCCUGAUAAUUAGUAAUUAGUUAAAGAAGCAAUGAAAAAGAUUAGAAGUAAUCCAACUGUUUUGGAAAGUGAAAACUAAAAAUUGACAAAGACUUUGAUAUAGCUUAGUUAAGAAAAUAAGGAAGUUUAAGAAAAAUAUAUACAAUUAACAUAGUAAUACAAUUAGAAAAUAGAGAUAUAUGGUUAAUUAGAAGAAUUAGUUAAAGUCGAUAAGAUUUAAUUAGCAAAUCAAUUGAUGAUGCGUGUCUUGAAAAAAGAAGCUGAAGAUAGAAAAAGUGAAGAGUAAAUAGAAUAUCCAGAAUUAUAGAUUAUCAAAGUAUCCAAAUAUUAAAAUAUUAGAAAUAUGCUGAAUUGAUUAUGUAAUCAACUCUACCUUCAAAUGUAAAAGCUUAAUCCCCAAAAUAGGAUAAAAAUUAGAAACCUUCAUCUUUAUAAGGGAUUAAUAAAUAGUAGAUCUCUGUAACUGUUACGAAAUGUGGACAUUAGGAUAGACACUAAAAAAGAGAUUAAAAACCAACUAAAGGGUAAUACUAUAAUAAAUGA
Molecule: messenger RNA, 1991 nt
Organism: Paramecium sonneborni
Lineage: Eukaryota; Ciliophora; Oligohymenophorea; Peniculida; Parameciidae
Source: the annotation of a GenBank genome assembly